GGGAUCAGUUAUCCAUUCGUUUGAACAACAACAACAGUAAAUUAGAAAACAUGAUGAGUUAAGGCUACUUUUUGUUACCUUUAGACAGAAUAGAAGAAAGAGAUUUCGAUCAUCAUCUUCUUCUUGUCUUCAACGUUAUCAUCAUCAUUAAUUCCCGUGCAACUCUCACUUUCUAGUCUUUCGUUUCGUUUUUUCGCCUUUUUAUCUUCUCUCAUCCUCUCUCAUUUCCCCUUACUUUUCUCUCUCCUUCUCUCUCUCUCUUUCUCUGUUUUUCUCCCUUCCAUUCGCUCAAUUUGUAUUUAUCUUACUUUCUCUGUUAUUUUCUCUCUCUCUCUCUCUCUCUCUCCUUUAUUUAUCUCUAUUUCUCCCUCUCUCAAUUUCUCUCAAUUUUUCUUAUCUCUUUUUUUUCUCUUUUCUUGUUCUCCUGUGUAUGUUUCGUGUCUAUGUUUCUGUCUUUCAUGAUUGUCACAAAUCACUCUUCAUCUGUCUAAUUUCUCUGUCUGUGUUAAAUCAUCCCUCAUCAUCUUCAUCUUCAUUUUCAUUAUCAUCUUGGUCUUUUUCGUAUUCUCUAUCGUCAUCUUCACCUCUUUCUGUUUCUCUUGUUUCUUCAACUCAAUGUUUAUCAAAGAGAAACAUAAACACAGUGCCAUUGCCUCUUCGGAGGUUAAACAACGCCUGCAAGAAUUUGUUUUAAAUAAACAGCGAGAGGCUAAUCAACAAAAACCACAAUCAAAUCAACUACCACCACAACAACAACCUCAACCACAACAACCACCACCAACAUCCCAAUCACCACAACAACAACAUCAACAACAAUUACCAACACAAGUAUCGACAUUAGCACAACACCACCACCACCUUCAGCAUCAUCAUCACCAUCAACCACAACAACCUCAUCGCAAUGCAACCGGAUCAGUGUGUAAUUCAAUUACGGGAACAAUCAACAAUGGACAACCACCGGGUACCUGUAAAUCCUCCAUAACCAAUAAUUCAAAUCAAUUCGUACACCUUGCUUGGAAUCCAGUCUCUGGAAAAUAUGAAGAAAACUUAAGCACCUUAAGGAAAACAGCUUCCGAACCUAAUUUAAAAGUGCGAUCAGCAUUAAAGCAAAAAGUUAUCGAACGGAGAAGUAACCAAUCACCUCUUCUCAAACGUAAAUUACCUAAAAAUCGAGGUCGACAUGGUCCAAUAUCGACUGGAUCAUCUUCCCUAGUGCAUCAACAUUCCUUGUAUGGAUCUAUCACCGAAGGCUCAGCUUCGGCUCCUGUUUCCGCAUCAUCAUCAAUGAUACAAGAAAAUAGUCCACCAACAAGUCCCUAUGGAAGUUCAUCGAUAAAACCUUUGGAUUCAGAUAAUUCAGGGAAUUUGCUUUCUCAUUCUUCGCAUCCAGAUGAUUGUCAUAUAACUAAUUUUAUAACCGGAAAUCAUAUUGACAGGGGAGGAGGAGGCAGUGGGAAUGGUAGUCCUCCAUUGCAUUCGUCGUCGCUUCAUCAUUCGGGAGCCAUUCUAUCACAUUCUUAUGUCCAUCCUCAUCCACAUCCAGCCACCACUCAUCAUGUAGCCUCAAUCGAUGGUUCAAUUGGUCAUCCGACGAUAAUUAAGUCAAACCAUCGUCGAUUAGGACGAACUCACUCAGCACCUCUUCCUUUAGGUCACCUUAAACUACAUUCAGCCUCUUCGUCACCCGUCUCAUCACUUACUACUUGUACCACAUCUUCAUCUCCCUCUGACCAUCAAUCGUCAACACCUCAACAAGUAACACCUUCAUCAUCAUCCCAACAUCAUCGGAAUCUUGUUAAACAACAUAUUAGGCAAACGGUGUUAACCCGAGCUUCAAGUAAACAACAACUUCAAAGUCAAAGUUUCGAAGAGGAAACAGAAGCGGCAAUUGCUCAAGAUGAUAUGGUUGAUUCACCGCUGGGGGCUAUGGGAGUUACAUCAUCUUCCAGUGGAGUGGGAACUAUGGGAUCAGCAGCAUCUACACCUCCACUAACAGGAUCGAUAUCCAAUUUACCUGGUGGAAGCAGCAUUCCAAGUCGAAAAGAAAGAAUCAAACGCCAAUACUCACAAGAAGCACCACCCACACCGGAAGAGGGAACAUCUUCUUGUUCAAUAAGUGGAAUUGAGUCAAGUUAUUCAAUCGAUUAUUUAGCUAGUGGGAGUGGGUCAGGUUCGGUUGGUUCAGCGUCGAGUGGAUGUAAAUCUCGAGAAGCAACACCAACCGAAUUGGGAGGAAUUGUAAGAACGGGAAGCGGUGGAAAUGGUAACACAAGUGGGGGAGAACCGAUCAUGAUGAAACAAUCGAGUCAUGAACGGGAAGCAUUCCUUGCCCAACAACGGGACUUGAUAUCACCUCAAUUGCAAAUGCCCCCAAUUCAAGAUCCCGCUUUAUAUGAGCAAAUUAUUUAUCAACUUCAACAACAACUCAUUUUAUUUCAAGGACAACAACACAGUCAACCCUCCCCUCCGAAUCAUCAAUCCUCUUCCUCACUGCACCAUUCAAAUUCAUCCGUAAUAACAUCACAUCCACACCAUCCCUCACAUGGACAUCCACUUCCACCUCCACCACCACCGCCACCACCUUCCACUGUUGUUACUCAUCAUCACCCUCAUCAUCCACUCCAUACAAUAUCAUUGCUUCCAGAAGGAAAUCAAUAUCCACAGAUUCUUUCUCAUUCCCGUUAUCCAUAUUACGACUCAACUCGUCCACUUUCCCGAGCCUCAUCAAGUCCUUUUGUAGCACUUAAAUCAUCGUCUUUGGAAAAGUCGUCAUCUCUCUCACCACCAAUUAACUCUAGAAAAUCAACAACAGGCUUAGCCUACGAUAAUCUUAUGCUCAAACAUCAAUGUUGCUGUGGAGAUAAUUCCUUCCACCCUGAACACUCUGGUCGAUUACAAUCGAUUUGGGCUCGUCUCCAAGAAACUGGUCUUGCCUCAAGGUGUGAAAAGAUUCGCUCACGAAAAGCAUCACUAGAAGAUGUCCAAUUAUGCCAUUCAGAAGCUUAUUCCUUACUUUUUGGAACUAGUCCUUUAAACCGACCAAAACUGGAUGCCGCCAAAUUGGCCGAGUUACCGAUUAAAUCUUUCGUUAUGUUAGCCUGUGGUGGGAUUGGCGUCGAUUCUGAUACAACUUGGAAUGAGCUACACACCGCAUCGGCUGCGUUAAUGGCUGUUGGCUGUGUAUGUGAAUUGGCCUUGAAAGUUGCUCAAGGUGAAUUGAAAAAUGGUUUUGCCAUUGUAAGGCCUCCAGGUCAUCACGCUGAAGUUAACCAGGCGAUGGGAUUUUGUUUCUUUAAUUCCUUGGCCAUUGCAGCUCAAAUGAUACGAAAAAAGCACAACAUGGAAACUAUUUUAAUUGUUGACUGGGAUGUUCACCAUGGUAAUGGAAUUCAGCAGAUUUUUUAUGACUCAUCUCAUGUACUGUACAUUUCACUUCAUCGUCAUGAUGAUGGUAACUUUUUCCCCGGUACCGGUGAUCCAACUGAAAUCGGUAUUGAAGAUGGAACUGGUUUCAAUGUGAACAUCGCCUGGUCCGGUGGAAUAUCCCCCGAAACUAAAGGUGACGCUGAAUAUUUGGCAGCUUUUAGGUCAAUUGUUUUACCAAUUGCCAAAGACUUUGAUCCGGAAAUUAUUCUGGUCGCUUGUGGGUUCGAUGCUGCCGCUGGUCAUCCACCACCAUUGGGAGGUUAUCAAGUGUCACCAGCAUGUUUCGGCUGGAUGACCAAACAAUUGAUGAAAUUAGCUAACGGAAAACUUGUCUUAGCAUUAGAAGGAGGGUACGAUUUACCUUCGAUAUGUGAUUGUGCCCAAGAAAGUGUAAUGGCCUUGCUCGGGGAUGAGACAACUCCUAUUAAUGACCAAGAGCUCAAUCGACAGCCAUCUCAACAGGCCAUUGAUACACUUAAAAAAGUUAUUAACAUUCAAGCUGCUCAUUGGCCUGUAGUUAAACGUUACGCUCAUCUCAUUGAAUGUUCACAUUUGGAAGCUCAAGAAGCCGAUAACGAUGAGUUCGGAGCACCCGCCUCAGCAUUGGCCUCUCUUACCAUGAAGCAUUUAAAUUCUCAACCUUCAAGUGAGGAACCAAUGGAUCAAGAUGUGGAUAAAUGAAAAUCUUAAUCAACCAAAGUGAUAGAAGCAAUUAAAAUAGAAAAGAAUCUUUGUCAAAAUUAUAAUCGAAAGUGAUGUUUACACCAUGAUGACAAUUUUGAUUGCGAAAACAAAUUGUUAUUGGUUAAACUUUUUUUCAUUUCUAAAGAAACCAGAUUAUAAUCCAAAGGGAAUAUUUCCAUUGCUUUAAUUAACGAUGACAAUGAUUAAAUUUAAUCAUGGAUAUUAAAUGAAAGACAACAAGGUGACACUGAUAAUAAUCAUUUCAUGUGCAUCAUCAUCAUUGUUAUCAUUCAUAUUGUGUUGAUUAACCAGACCCACUUGGUAUGAAAUCCACCACCACCACCACCUCCAACCACCAACCAUCACCAUCGUCAUUAUCAUCAAGGUACAUUCAUAUACGUAAACCGCAAGGUACACCAAGCAAGAAGGAUAAAGAUAUUAAUGACAAUUAAUAGCAACAAUUAACCAACCAGCAAGUUUCUCAUUGGUGAAAAACUGAUCAUCAACAACUACAAACCAUUCACAACCGCACCCUCCAAAGAUCAUCUUAUGCCAAAACACACACACUUUGCUAUAUAAUUAAUAAUAUUACUAUUGUUAUUAUUAUCAUCAUGAUUAUAAUUACUUUUAUUAUUAUUGUCUAAUGUUUUAAUUUAGAUAAUGAUAAUAUUAAGACAACCUCCACUCUUGUUUAACAACAAUCCCCUUAAUCUGAUCAUCUAUCAAUCUACUACUCUAAUCAAUUUUAACUAUUACCUCUAUUUCCGUCUUGGUCAAAGUAAUUGAAGCAAACAAGAUUGACCCAAGAAGCCAAUUAAUUGGCUAAUUAAUAUAAAUAUGAUAUUGUAACAAUAACUUAGACUCGUAAUUCGUAUUAAGUGUUAAUCACUGUCUCUCUUUCUCAUAUACAAAAACAACCAAUUAGAAAUACAAUUAGCUAAUUGUUAAUAAGAAAUCUUGUUUGCUUCUCUCUCUCUCCCUCUCUCUCUUUAAUUGUCACAGUUUAAAAGUUAAAUUACCAAUUAAUCUUUAUUGGUAAUCAAGAUUUGUAAUCUUAAUCCUUUGAGAGACAAAAAGCUCAGUUAAUCCUGCUAAUCAAAAUUUUCUACCCACAAUUAAUGAUUAGCAAUUCUCAAUCAAUCGGACCAUAUUUGUUACUUUAUAGCUUCACUGUUAAAAAUUGUCACCCAAAAUCCAUAACCAAUCAAUACAAUAAUGAAAACAAUUUAAGUCAACAAAAAAUUCACAACCAAAUAAGAAACAUAAUUAACACUCAUGGAAACUUGUUUACAUAUUAUGCUAUUUAAUAAGAAGAUAAAAAAAAACCAAACAAUUAUAAAUAUUAUAAGAUAAUAUCAUACAAUACAAUUAAUAUAUUAAUCUAUUGCUACAAUUGAUUGUUAAUUAGCCUUUGGUUUUCCAAGAAAAAAAAGACAAGAAUCUAAUUCAAGUUCAUCUUAAUAGCCUUUGCCUUUCUCUUACACUCCCUGAUUGUUUUCCUUAAUUUGAUAAUAUAAACUUAAUUGUCUUGCCAGAAAAACUUUUCUCAAUGAAGAAUCAGAAAAAGUUUAAAAUUGUAAUUGAAAUGAAUCAACAUCGAGAUGAAUGAAUCUGCUGAACCCUCAACAACCACCAAGGAAUCACCUUUGCAUUUGACUAAUUUGUUUAAUUACAAUUUACUUGAAGACAAAACAAUGAUUUGCCAUCAUCAUCCUCAUCCUCAUCCGCAUCCUCAUCUAAUAUACAUAUGAUUAUAUUUUGUUUCUUGUCUCUUUGUUCAAUGUCAAUACCUUGUCAUCUAUUUCCCACUCCCACUCUCAUCUUGACACCACUUCCACCUCCACCCUGAGCAUCUCAUCAUUUUCUGUAUCUUAACUCAUAUUUUGUUUCUGUUUAUCUUUUUCGUUCAUUUCUCUUGUUUUCUUGGUCGAUUGGCUUAAUUGUCUAAUUAUCAUUUCUAUUACCAUAAUUAUUAUUAUGCCAAAAUUGUUAACAAACAAAUAAGAUUUUCUAAUCAUUGACACACACCUCUGAUGAUAAUUAAUGAUGAAAAGAUGAUCAAGACUAAAUUAACUAAGGAAUCAACCAGUUUCUCUAAUUAUUUUACAGUAAACUUUAAGUUAUUUUGUAAUUAACGAAAUGAUUAAUGUUAAAUUUUUGUUCCCUUUGUAACAAUCAUCAACAUAAUUAAUUGUUUUCGACGUUA
Molecule: messenger RNA, 6316 nt
Organism: Panonychus citri (citrus red mite)
Lineage: Eukaryota; Metazoa; Arthropoda; Arachnida; Trombidiformes; Tetranychidae
Product: histone deacetylase 4-like
Exons: 7
Coding region: 616-4107 (1163 amino acids)
Biological process (GO): chromatin organization; negative regulation of transcription by RNA polymerase II
Cellular component (GO): histone deacetylase complex
Molecular function (GO): histone deacetylase activity
Source: RefSeq, a predicted model, not a curated record